AUGUUUGGGUCAUUCCUCCAGCCUCAAGUCUUCUCCGGACUGUGCUGCCACCCCGCUCUCCUCCCACCCCCCAGUGAGCGAGUCCCCUCCACCCUCACACCCUCAGGGGCCUGGAUCUUGCUCCAAAUCCAAGGCCGGGCUCAUCACAGCUCCUGCCGCGGGGCCUCCCUCGAUGUCCCACUGACUCUGUGUGAGAGAGUUGGAGGCUGGGACCCUCUCCGGAGCAGGGGUCAGGGAGGGGUGUGUCGAGGCGGGACAGGCCAGCUGCUGGAGGGCAGAGUUGGAGGAGCAGUGUCCCGGGAGCAGAAGGGUACGGGGACAGAGGAGGAGGGGACGGAGGAGAUGGGGAGCAGGAAGGACACCUCUGUACCCUACAUUCUGCACCUGGCGCAGGCUCGGGAGCUGGCAGCCGGCCAGUCCUCCUACUUCCCCAUUUCACCCUGA
Molecule: messenger RNA, 444 nt
Organism: Knipowitschia caucasica
Lineage: Eukaryota; Metazoa; Chordata; Actinopteri; Gobiiformes; Gobiidae
Source: the annotation of a GenBank genome assembly